CGGUCCCGGCAGGGAAAGUGGUGUUCGCGGCUGGAGGUUAUGGCCGAUUCGGGGUCCGGCGUGCGGGGCUCCCUGCUACAGCUCCAGGAGUCCCUGUCCUCUGCCGAUCGCUGCGGCGCGGCGGUGGCCAGUGGUCAGCUGCUGCGGGGCCUGGGGCAGGAGUGCGUACUGAGCUCUGGCCCCGCGCUUUUGGCAUUACACACUUCCUUAGUUUUUUCCAAAGAUUUUGGUUUGCUUGUAUUUGUUCGAAAAUCACUCAGCAUUGAUGAAUUUCGUGAUUGUAGAGAAGAAGCCCUGAAGUUUUUAUGUAUUUUCUUAGAAAAAAUUGGCCAGAAGAUCACACCUUAUUCUCUAGAUAUUAAGAAUACUUGUACCAGUGUUUACACAAAAGAUAAAGCUGCUAAAUGUAGAGUUCCGGCCCUAGAACUUCUUAUUAAGUUACUUCAGACUUUGAGGAGUUCUAGACUCAUGGAUGAAUUAAGAGUUGGAGAGUUAUUUACCAAAUUCUAUGGAGAACUUGCAUUGAAAGCAAAAAUACCAGAUACAGUUUUAGAAAAAAUAUAUGAGCUCCUAGGAGUAUUAGGUGAAGUUCAUCCUACCGAGAUGAUAAACAAUUCGGAUAAACUCUUUCGGGCUUUUCUGGGUGAACUUAAGACCCAGAUGACAUCGACAGUGAGAGAACCCAAAUUUGCAGUGCUGGCAGGGUGUCUGAAGGGACUGGCAUCACUUAUGUGUAACUUCACCAAGUCCAUGGAGGAAG
Messenger RNA from Odocoileus virginianus texanus, 760 nucleotides. The record is from RefSeq and is a predicted model, not a curated record. Lineage: Eukaryota; Metazoa; Chordata; Mammalia; Artiodactyla; Cervidae.